Molecule: messenger RNA, 2159 nt
Organism: Limanda limanda (common dab)
Lineage: Eukaryota; Metazoa; Chordata; Actinopteri; Pleuronectiformes; Pleuronectidae
Product: zinc finger protein 567-like
Exons: 3
Coding region: 179-1621 (480 amino acids)
Biological process (GO): regulation of transcription by RNA polymerase II
Cellular component (GO): nucleus
Molecular function (GO): RNA polymerase II cis-regulatory region sequence-specific DNA binding; DNA-binding transcription factor activity, RNA polymerase II-specific
Source: RefSeq, a predicted model, not a curated record
CAUCCAACAGAACUUGAUGCUACUUGGCUAAAUGCUUUCGAAUCAACUCUUCUACUACACACGUAGUUUUGUUGCGUUUAUAACAAUUGUCGCCAGAAGUAAAGCAAGUCGCCAUCUUCCGUAUUCGGUCUCCGCUGCGUUCUCGGAGAAGUUAGUUGGCUAAAGCGUUCGAAUAGAAAUGUCAACAAUCCAGAGUUUGAGACAGUUUAUCAACGAGAGGUUACACACUGCUGCUGAAGACAUAUUUGGAUGUUUUGAAGCGACUUUCGCAAAGUACGAGGAUGAGAUCGCUCGUCAGCGCAGACUGCCGGAUGUAACUUUGAAACCUGUAGUGGAGCUGCAGAGAAUAGAGCUCCCACAGCGACAUGUCUGUAUCAAGGAAGAGUUUCCUGCUGACCUGCUGGAGAGGAACCCCAGUCCAGACCAAGAGGAGCCAGAACUUCCACAGAUUAAGGAGCAGCAGGAGGAGCUCUGCAUCGAGCUCCCAGAGCAACAUUUUCUUAAUGAGGAAGAGUUUCCAUCUGACCAGCAGCUCUGGAACCUUGAGAGGAACCCCAGUCUGGACCAAGAGGAGCCAGAACCUCCACAGAUCAAAGAGGAGGAGGAGCACUGCAUCGGUCUGGAAGUAGAGCAGCUUGUACUGAAGCAGGAGGAUCAAGAUAACAUUUUGUUGAAUCCUUCUCUCAAGGAAAGUGACCACAGUGAACCAGAGACAAGUGACCACCAGCUCCUCUCCCACAGCUCAGCUCAGAGCCAAGAUCUCAAAGGAGGCCAGCAUGGAAACUCAAAAUCAGUAAGAAAUGCAGAGCAGGCAUCUGAUAAGGGACAUCAUGUCAUCACAAGAACAAGUCCCAGUAACCUUGCAUGUAGCACUACCAUGUCAAAGAUUGUGCCGAAUAUCUGCAAGAGUAAAAAGGUUUUCCAGUGUGACACUUGUGGAAAAGUCUUUAAGUGGAAGUCCAGACUCAGUGGACAUCUGAAGGUGCACACAGGGGAGAAACAGCAUUCUUGCGAAAGGUGUGAAAAAAGUUUCACAAGUAGCACAAAUUUGAAGAGACACGAGAGAACACACACGGGCGAGAGACCUUUUACUUGCAAAACUUGUGGGAGAAGUUUUUCAACUAGAAUGCAUCUGCAGAACCACGAGAGAACACACGCGGGUGAGAAACCUUUUUCUUGCAAAACUUGUGGGAGAAGUUUUGCAACUACAAAUGUCCUAAAGAGACACGAGAGAACGCACAUGAGCGAGAAACCUUUUUCUUGCAAAACUUGUGGGAGAAGUUUUACAACUAGAAGUAACCUGCAGGUCCACGAGAGAGCGCACACGGGCGAGAAACCUUUUUCUUGCAAAACUUGUGGGAGAAGUUUUAGCGAGAAUAAUACCCUGAAGAUACACGAGAGAACGCACACGGGCGAGAAACCUUUUACUUGCAAGACUUGUGAGAGAAGUUUUACAACUAGAAGGAACAUGCAGGUCCACGAGAGAGCGCACACUAGCAAGAAAGAUUUUCCUUGCAAGACUUGUGGGAGAAAAUUUAGCCAGAGAAAUUCCCUGAAGAGACACGAGAAAACUCACCCUGGCGAGCUUUAUUUAAAAUCUCAUGAAUUCCCAUCACACUAGCUAGCAGUUAACUUGUUUUCACGUGUUUCUAAACCAAAAAAAAAGUCUCAGCAACUUUGUUCUGCUUCAACAAAAAGAGAUAAACAUGAUACUUAGGGAGAAAUGGUUUCCAAUGUAGAGAGGAGAAACAGUGGCAUAUUUAAUUAAUUCUGGGUGGAAUAACCAGAAGGGGGCAGUAUAAUACACAGGUGUCUGCUGAACAUGGACAACCUUCCUUGUUGAUCAAGCUCCUCGUCAGAGAUGGUUCAAGUUUGUCGUGGACCUACAUUCUACAGUGGAGCAACAAAGAUUUCAAUUCAUAGGGAAAUGGAGAAAGUGUUGUUUCAAAUCUUCUCACAGAAGAAAUAAGGGAAUAAUGUCACAGUGAAAAUAAGAUUAAAAACAGACGGAAACAUACGUUUCAUAGAAAUACAAUUUCUUUAUCCGAUAAAAAAUGUGUUACAUUGAGUCACUUGAUUUCUCUGAUUUGUGGAAAUAUGUUUGUAUAGAAUUGAAACUGUUGAGGCAGCAUUGUGGGUUUUUUUUAUUGUCAUGAUCA